Molecule: messenger RNA, 2466 nt
Organism: Protopterus annectens (West African lungfish)
Lineage: Eukaryota; Metazoa; Chordata; Ceratodontiformes; Protopteridae
Gene: ADIPOR1
Product: adiponectin receptor 1
Exons: 8
Coding region: 254-1393 (379 amino acids)
Biological process (GO): adiponectin-activated signaling pathway
Cellular component (GO): plasma membrane
Molecular function (GO): signaling receptor activity
Source: RefSeq, a predicted model, not a curated record
CGACAGCCUUCUUCCGCCGGCUUCAGAAUUGCCCGGAAGUACCCGAAUGUAAACCUGUUUAACGUGCAAGAGGUAUAGGAGAAACGAAUUUUGGGCUGAAUGUGGGUCCUUUAAAAUAUCAUCAGGUUCCUUUCUGCAGGCAACAACUUAGCAGUGUCAGCAGCAACAGUCUGUUGGGGAGCAGGCUGUCUUCACAUCAGUGCUGCUGCAUUUGCACAGGUGGAGGCUAGAGGUACUUUACUGUGCUGUCCAGAUGUCUGCCCAGAAGGGCCCAUUGACCACAGAUGAAUUUGGACUUUCGCAUAGCAACAAAAAUGGAGAUGAUGUUGAACUAGCCGAAUUGGGACCACUGCUUGAAGACAAAGGCGACAUCCAAGCAGCAGCCAACUCGGUUAACGGCCUUGAGGGGCAUUCUAGUGCCACUGGUCCAGAAGAUGAAGAAGAAGAGGAAGAAGUACGAGUCCUCACUCUUCCCUUGCAAGCCCACCAUGCUAUGGAGAAGAUGGAGGAGUUUGUCUAUAAGGUUUGGGAAGGGCGCUGGAGAGUGAUACCUUAUGAUGUGCUCCCAGACUGGCUGAAAGACAAUGAUUACCUGCUACAGGGACAUCGCCCACCCAUGCCUUCUUUCAGAGCAUGUUUCAAAAGCAUUUUCAGGAUACACACAGAAACUGGCAACAUAUGGACUCACCUGAUAGGCUUUCUUAUUUUCCUCACAUUGGGGAUUUUAACCAUGCUGAGACCAAACAUCUACUUCAUGGCACCUUUACAGGAGAAGGUUGUUUUUGGUAUGUUCUUUUUGGGCGCAGUGUUGUGCCUCAGCUUCUCAUGGCUGUUUCAUACAGUGUACUGUCAUUCCGAGAAAGUCUCCAGGACCUUUUCCAAGUUGGACUAUUCGGGAAUUGCACUACUGAUUAUGGGGAGUUUUGUACCCUGGCUGUAUUACUCCUUUUACUGCUCACCACAGCCUAGACUCAUCUACCUCUCCAUUGUUUGUGUGUUGGGUAUAUCUGCUAUCAUAGUUGCUCAGUGGGAUCGAUUUGCAACACCCAAACAUCGGGCAACGAGAGCUGGGGUCUUUUUGGGGCUUGGACUGAGUGGCGUUGUCCCCACUAUGCACUUCACUAUUGCUGAAGGGUUUAUCAAAGCUACAACAGUGGGGCAGAUGGGCUGGUUCUUUUUAAUGGCCGUCAUGUACAUUACAGGAGCAGGACUCUAUGCUGCACGUAUCCCAGAGCGCUUCUUUCCAGGCAAAUUUGAUAUUUGGUUCCAGUCGCACCAGAUUUUCCAUGUGCUUGUUGUGGCCGCUGCCUUCAUCCAUUUUUAUGGGGUUUCCAACCUACAGUCAUUUCGUUUCCGACUAGAGGGUGGAUGCACUGAUGAUUCUCUACUUUAAAACAAGACUUUCUCUUUUAAUAAGACUGUCUACAUAGUCUUUCAAAGUGCUUUCCCUUAAUUCUGCUGCAUUCAGAGAGUGGGAAGAUGUUGGAAAUUCCAUUUACUGACCUUGUAUAGAAAAACGUCUUACCUCAUCCCAUUAGUCACUUCAGGUAUACGUGGUGCAGGUUUGUUGUUUUCCAUUAGAUGUGGGCACAUCUUCAGUGAGUUGUAGUACAUGAGGGAAGUUUCUCCAAAAUAUAUGUAACUCUAACUUGGCGUUGCUUCAGUCUUUAUUCUUUUUUUCAGUGUAGGAUCCCUGAAUUCUUCCUGAGGGGGAAAAUGGGUUGCUAUCUAUCUUUUUAGAGCACUGGAUUUGUAUAACAGUUCUUUUCAGCGUAACAUGUACUCUGAUGUGGAAGAUGAAUAUAGUCAUUAGGAUGAAUUUUAAAAAGCUUGCGCCAUCAGUAUGGUAAUCUUUGUUCAUUUUAAAGGACUGUACAAGUAGGGUAGAAAAUAUCAUGUAGUUAUUGAAACAAUGUACCAGUUUUUUUAUUGCAACCCUGAUUACUUGGUUGUUUUACAGAGCUGCUGAUGUUUUUAUGCCAGUAGCUAAAAUACUUUGUCACUUUACAUAAGCUGUUAAAAACAAAACUGUGGCAGUAGCUGCAGUGCUAAUGGGAAUUGACUGCUUUGCAGACUGCCAGGAAGCAAAGGCCUUUUCAGUAUUUGUCAAGAGACAGAGGUCAAAGUAUAGAGCUAUUGUGGACCCAUUUUGUUUAUUUAAAAUGUUUAUCAAGAAAAGGAGCACAUUGUGAACGUCUGUUAAGUCUGUUAAAUUCAUUGUCUUUUGUCCUAAGAACAAGUAUAUUUAUUUUAAAUUGCUGACCUAACACUGUCUGUAUGCUGGUAAUUCAUUUUAGUGAUGAGCAGAAGCUGAAAUGAAAGUAUUAGUUCAGAAUAUUUGUACAUCAAGAUUUAUGGGUAUGGGAACUCUCGUCCAUGUGAGGAACUUAUUUGUACAAUAGAGAAUAAGAGAUGUGCUGUCUUAUAAAAAAAAUAAAAUAAAAAUUUUGCAAGCAGGGGCAAUUA